GUCGGUGAUUGUGUUUUUUACGUGACGAUGGUUCGUGCACUCCGUAAGCGAAAUGGACGAUUUUUUGGCACGUGGCAACCUGAGUUGAAAGAGUUUCUCCCUUUGAUCGCGCGAGCAAAACUUUGUAACACUGCUUUUGUUGCGGCAUCAAAGUGAGCUCGCGUGCCGCGUUUGUUUGGGAGAGAAACACGCGGCUCGUGCACGAACAGCGAGUACAAUCUUGCAUACACAGUGCACACGUGAUGAGUUAACGUGUAAACCCUGAACGCAGCCAAAUCUCAGCUGAAACUCGGCCUCCAGCUCCGGACCGCGACUCUCCUCCUGCACCCGAACUGGGGUUUAUUCGGAACCGACUGAAGAGCAUCUGUUUUCCUCUGACUGAAUCAUCAGGCAGUUUAGGAAACAGAGAUGUAUGAAAAUGUGCCUGCAGCGGCUGAGCGGCAGCAGGUCCUCCAGGCCGUAGAGAGACUGCAGUCGAAGCUGACUCAGCGUGAGGAAUGGACUCACAGCGAAAGGCUGGGAGCGCUAAAGGAAGCACUACAGAGCCCUCUGCUCGGCCGCAUCCUCACCCUGCAGCACUCUCUGAAACAGCUGAAAGACCAGCUGAACUGUAUCCCUCCAGAUGCGUGUAGCGAGUUCGGUUUCUCCAAGAAGGGCCAGUUGAUUGUGAGCGCGAGUCGCCCCGGAAGCAGUCUGGGCUCUGUCGUGUCCAGCGGAACAGCCGUGUCUUCAGCCUCCUCUGAGCAGCUCCAGAGGUGGCUCCAUGUUAACGCAAAGGGAAGGACGUUGGAGUAUGUGAGCCUGCUGAGGCCGUUGACAGGAGGUCUAGGCUUUAGCGUGGUGGGGCUGAGACCAGGCGGAGUCGGUUCUCAUGGAGUUUUUGUCAAACAGGUGCAGUUUGGGAGCGUAGCAGACAGAGAUGGCCGGCUACAGGAGAAUGACCAGAUUCUGGCCAUCAAUGGGAUUCCCCUGGAUCAGAAUGUUACCCAACAGCAGGCGAUUGCUUAUCUUCAGCAGCAGAGGGACCGAGUGGAGCUCGUAGUGGCCAAAGAGUCUUUACUCAAGCCACACCUCCCUCCAUCUGGAUCCAUUCAGACAGAACAAUGGGCCCACGUGGAGGAGAUCGAGCUGAUGAACGACGGUUCGGGUCUCGGCUUCGGGAUUGUGGGUGGAAAGGCUGCCGGGGUUGUCGUACGCACUCUGGUACCGAACAGCGUUGCAGAUAAGGAUGGGCGAAUGAGGACUGGUGACCACAUCCUACGCAUCGGGGACACGCCCACGCAGGGGCUGACCAGUGAGCAGGUCGUACAGGCGCUGCAGGCUUGCGGUACCAGAGUUCGCAUGCUAAUCGCUCGGGACCCUGUGGGCAGCGCGCAACCUCCUCCACCACCCCCACACGCUCCUACUGCAGCCCCCGUUACCUCCAUGCUCCCUCCCAUACCAGCACGCAGGACCAGCAAGACGCUAAACCUUGAGGGCCAUGAGAUCCAUGAAGUUUUGCUGAAGAAGAAAGACGGUCAGAGUCUGGGAAUUUCGAUUGUCGGUUGCAACACAGCAAACUGCGAUGACGGAUUAGGUGUUUCUGUGAAGAGCAUCAUCCCUGGCAGCGCUGCCGAACAGUGCGGGAACAUCAUGGUCCAUGACCGAAUAAUAGCGCUAAACGGAGUUAACCUGCAGGGCUUCACCAGCCAGGAGGUCCUGGAUGUCAUGAGGCAGACGGGUCAGAACGUGAACCUCACUCUGGUCCGCAAGAUCACCUCGCCCUUGAAAUCUCCAGUGGAGAUCUCUCUGGACAAAGUGCAAAGAGAGCCGUCCCGGGUGUCUCUGAGGAGAUCUGCAGAGAUCAAGGUGCGAGCAGAUGUUCAGAUGGCCUCCAUGAUGGAGCCGGCGGACACGAGUCAGACCGCGAUCAAACAGCCGUCUUCUGCGAGAGUUCUAGAGCCAAUUCCACUGACCGAGAUGGAGUUACGGACCAAAUGGGAGCAGGCGCUCGGCCCUCAGUAUGACGUCAUGGUUGUUGAACUAGACCCAGUCAUUGAGGAUGAUGCUGAGCUGCAGAAAUAUUCUAAGUUGCUCCCAAUACACACCAUGCGUUUGGGUGUGGAGCUGGAUUCGUUCGAUGGUCACCACUACAUCUCUACUGUGGCCCCUGAUGGUCCUGUGGCCAAGCAUGGUCUACUGCGACCAGAGGAUGAACUACUGGAGGUAAAUGGAGUGCAGUUGUAUGGAAAGACUAGACGGGAGGCUGUGGCGUUCCUGCGAGAGGUUCCUCCACCGUUCACUCUUGUGUGCUGUAGACGCCUCACUGAAGAGGGCAUCGAAUACCAGCCUGACGACGAAUGGAGCUCCGACAGCCCUACAGCUAGCCUACAGGAGCAGACACAAGUGAUCCAGAACGAGGUUGCUGAGCAAAGAACAGCUCCGGAGCAGAGUUACGCCGAGAAGAAGGAGGAGGAAGUGGAGGAGGAGGAUGAGAAUAAGGAGAGUGGAGAUGAAGAGUUGGCUCUCUGGUCUCCAGAAGUGCAUGUGCUGGAGUUGGAAAAGAGCGAGCGUGGCCUCGGUUUCAGCAUUCUGGAUUACCAGGACCCUCUGGACACUACGCGCUUUGUGAUAGUCAUUCGCUCCCUGGUCGCCGGAGGUGUUGCAGAGAAUCACGGUGGCCUCCUGCCCGGAGAUCAGCUGGUCUUUGUUAAUGACACCUACCUGGACAUGUGCCCCCUGUCCCAGGCUGUAGAUGUCCUCAAGGCGGCACCACCAGGCAAAGUAUACCUGGGUAUCCGGAAACCUCUGGGGGCAGAUGAUAGCAACACUAUGGAGAAACCUAAAAACCUCAAGGAGCAAGAACAAACCCCCAGCCAUCCUCAGCUGCACAUGUCUAAGCAGGGCUUUGGGAACGAUGCUCUUCCUGAAGACAUUGAUGAUGAUGAUGAUGAUGAUCCAGAGCUCAUUCUGGAGAGCACGAUCCGUUACGUCAAACCUCGAAUCACUCCUGAGCUCUUGUCAGGUGAAGAGCGAGAGAUGGCUGUGGAUGAGGAGGAAGAUGAAGAUGAUGAGGAGGAAAGAAACGGGUUGAGAGGUGACAGUCCGUCGUUGUACCACAGGGAGCAGUCACCUUUCACAGAAGAGGAACCCAUGACCAACCCCUACCAGACCUUUACCAAAGCUGAGAUGCAGCAGGUGGAGGUGGACAUAGACAACGAUGUACCUGAAGAAGACUUUGGAUCCGAACUGGAGUCGAGCCUGAAUUUCCAUCAGCAUGCCCUCAGUCAGUCAACAAGGACAUGGUUGGAGUUAGCAGAGAGCGAGGUAGACUCGGAUUCCAGGAACGAAGGCUCCGAACUCACUCUGACCGACACGGACACGGAGUCGGCACAUCAGCCUUUGUAUGGUAGACGGAAGAAGAGAGGACAGGGGGCAUCAACGGGGCUGAUGAGAGAUGAACAGAGUGAUUUACCAGAGAGAGAGGAUGGAGAGGGAGAGGAAACACCCAUCUUCAGUCACUGGGGUCCCCCACGCAGAGUGGAGGUGUGGUUGGAUCCUGGUGAGUCUCUGGGCAUCAGCAUUGUCGGCGGAAGAUCAGUGAUAAAGCGCCUGAAGAACGGAGAAGAGCUGAAAGGCAUCUUCAUUAAACAGGUGCUUCCAGACAGCCCUGCAGGACGCACACGUGCACUCAAAACUGGAGACAAGAUCUUACAGGUGGCUGGUGUGGACCUGCAAAACGCCAGCCAUGAGGAGGCAGUGCAGGCCAUUAAAAAUUCUCAGAGCCCUGUGGAGUUCAUCGUGCAGAGCCUUUCCUCUACUCCGCGGCCUGUUUCAGUCACAGCCUCGAGUAUCGGACAGCACAAGGCCAAGAGGAAUGGUGAACUGAAACCGGAACAGCGGAUUGCGCCGCCACCCAUGCGCCUCCCUCCACCAUACAGACCCCCCAGCCUUGUGCAGGAAGAGGACGACGGCGAGGAGGACAGAGGCUAGAGCAGCCGACUGUUGUAUGAUUCCAGGGAUUCCUCAGUAGUGUUCUGUGGUUUGGGAGAAAACAUGAAGGAAGUCCUGUGUUUAUUUGUUUUUUUUUUCUUCCUAUUUAUUAUUUCUUAUCUCUAAAGUUAGGCAUCUGUGGAGGUUUUGGGCUCAGGUGAUGGGGCAUGGUUUGAGGUUUGGUGCUUUCGAAGCCGCACGUUGUAAAACGUUCAGAUAGAGUUCAGAUGAGUCGAAGAUCCGUUCAUAGCAUCUCUAUCUGGAACAUUCCACAACGUCUCUCUGCUUAUUCUGGCUCUGGUCCCUCAAUAGUCUGUCUUGGCAAAGUGGGUCAGUGUGGUGCAUUAGGGGUGUGUGUGUGUGUGAGUGAGGGAGAGUGGGUGUGUAUUACUUAUGUAUUUAUGGGGUUCUUUUCCCUGGUGUGUGAAGGCUCUGGUUGUGUUUUUCUCUCUGCACUUUCUUACCGUUUAGUUUCUGCCAUAUAUACAUUCACAAAAUCCCAAUUCCUAAAAUGUUGGGACUCUGUGUAAAAUGUAAAGAAAAAUAAGUUUGAAAUGAUUUGCAAAUCUCAUAAACUCAUAUUCUAUUCACAAUAAAAAAAAUCGAAUGUUUAAACUGAGAAUGUGUUUUAUUUUAAGGAAAAAAGUCAUUUUGAAUUUGAUGGUCUUUAAAUUAAUUACAUUCAAUUAAACCGUUGGAGAAACAUGAAUAUCUUUAGGGUCAGUAAUAUGACCGGGUAUAAAUAGUGUAUCUUCAAGAGGUACAGUCCCUCAGAAGUAAAGAUGGGCGGAGCUUUACCAAUCUGUGAAAGACUGUGUCUACAAACUUUGGAACAAUGUCAGAGUAAUGUUCCUCAACAUAUCAUUUUGGAAAAAUAUUUGAGCAAGAGAAUUCUAAUAGCAUGACUUCAUAGUAGAAGAGUCCGAGUGCUGAACUGACCUGCCUGCAGUCUAGACCUUUCACCGGUCUAGAAAAAUACAACAAAGGACACCCAGAACUGUUGAACAGCUAGAAUUCUGUAUCAGACACACAAGAUAUCAUUCUUCUCACAAAACUUCAGCAUCUGGUUCCCAGAUGUAUUUGGACAGAAGAUGUGAUGCUACACAGAGGUAAACAUGAUCUUGUCCCAACUUUUUUGAGACGUGUUUCAGCCAUUAAAUUCAGAAUGACAUACUUUUUUUAUUUGAAAUAGUACAUUUCCUCAGGGUAAACAUUUGAUAUGUUUUCCAUGUUUUAGCGUGAAAAAAAAAAUGGGUUUAUGGGAUUUGCAAAUCUUUGCAUUCUAUAUUUAUUUAUACAAUAUGUAAUACACACACUCACACACACACACACACACACACACACAGUGUGCAGAACCAAGCCACUGUUUCACACCCGGGUUUCUCAGUUCCGACCAUCUCAGUCUUUCCUUCACUAUUUUUCCCUGAAAUCCUGUUUAUAUUUUGUGUGAAACCUUCUGAAUGUCAAUUUUCCCAUUGGGUGUAUUUAUUUUUGCAGAGUAGUGAAUCUCUCUGUAAUAAACAUUUCUAGAUUUUGA
Silurus meridionalis is the source of this 5509-nucleotide messenger RNA. It is a transcript of the gene patj, whose product is annotated as PATJ crumbs cell polarity complex component. The record is from RefSeq and is a predicted model, not a curated record. NCBI's taxonomy places the organism in Eukaryota, Metazoa, Chordata, Actinopteri, Siluriformes, Siluridae. The transcript is spliced from 30 exons. Gene Ontology annotation, molecular function: protein binding. Bases 409 to 3972 code for a protein of 1187 amino acids.